Molecule: messenger RNA, 5022 nt
Organism: Manduca sexta (tobacco hornworm)
Lineage: Eukaryota; Metazoa; Arthropoda; Insecta; Lepidoptera; Sphingidae
Gene: Pgant9
Product: putative polypeptide N-acetylgalactosaminyltransferase 9
Exons: 13
Coding region: 795-2654 (619 amino acids)
Cellular component (GO): Golgi apparatus
Source: RefSeq, a predicted model, not a curated record
GUCGAGUGUUCGUCAAGUUUUUCCACGGCGAAAUCUAUCUAACGCGUUGAACGGAAGCCGAAUGGUGCGCGCAUCUCGUUGCCGCAUCCCGUUUCACUCGUCCCUCCGCCAAUCGCCUCCGACCUCCGACCAAACGGACCUCUGCACCUCAGGUUGCCCUCAGUAUUGCUUCGUGCGUCGUACAGUGCGGACGUGCGUUCCGGCCGCGCGGCUAACGUACGCGAGCUUUCGAAUUUUACCUGUGGAUUGUCAGUGAUAUGUGCAUUUGAAGUUAGACCGGUAACGUUGUGCUCAUUUUUCUGGAUUAGCAUCGGUCGCGUUCAAGGCCCGUCAGGAGCUGAGUGUCCAUUUCAAGAUAUUGCACCAGUAACGCGCUGAUUUAGAAAGAUUUUGGUAGCUCUGCUGUCCAGUUGGGAGCGUUGUCGUUUUUGACGGGCAAUACUAGAAGAUCAUGGACGAUAAACCAUGCUGCCAGAAGUGUUGGAAAUGAAACAGAAGGCAAGAAAGAAAAUACUAACAUUACAACACACCCGGGCCGAGUUAUAGCCAAAACAAAUACCAAAGUCAUGUAAAUUGGAAACUAAACGCUCAUAUCUGAGAAGCAUAUCUGCGACAAAACAAAUCUGAAAACAUAUCCAUUAUUUUAUGCUAGUCACCUUUUGUGAUUUUAGAUUAUGUAAAUUAUAUUGCUCAAAUUCUAAAAGAAGAAAAUCUCUUAGGAAUUAUUGUACUGCAAUCUUGACAUGAACUGAGUGGACACUCGGCGAUUAAUAUUAUAGAUCAAUUAGGUGAUAAUGAAAUAUUACAGUAUGUUCUUCUUAAGGAGACGAACGUUGAUUUUGAAGGCAGUGUUGGUAAUAACAGCGUUGUGGUUUAUGGUUGCCCUGUUGACGACGAAUGGGGGGUCAAGGAACGCCAUAGGGGCACCGGCAGUGGAGUACGAAGAUGCGGAAGCGAAACCCCUAAAAAUGGCUAAACCCACAUCUACAAAACGAAAGAGCGAGUCAUACGGCAAUAAUUUGUCUGACGCACGAACGCGCGUCAAUUGGCUCGAUCGGAUUGCUGGAAGCGAAGGCCUGGGAGUACUGGCUGCCCCAGGUUCAGACAAUGCCCCAGGCGAGUUAGGAAAGCCAGUGGUGCUGCCCAAGAACUUGACAGAAGACGCAAAGCAAGCUGUUUCUGAAGGUUGGAAAAAGAACGCUUUCAAUCAGUAUGUGAGCGAUCUUAUAUCUAUCAGGAGGAAAUUGCCAGAUCCUAGAGACGAAUGGUGCAAACAAUCUGGAAGAUACUUAGAGGAUCUGCCGCAGACGUCUGUGGUGAUAUGCUUCCACAAUGAAGCGUGGUCCGUGUUGUUGAGGACUGUACAUUCAGUUCUAGAUAGAUCUCCAGCGCAUUUGAUCAAGGAAAUAAUCUUAGUUGACGACUUUUCUGAUAUGCCGCAUCUAAUGCAACAAUUGGACGACUAUAUGUCGUCGCUGCCGAAAGUGAGAAUAGUGAGAGCUACCCGACGCGAGGGACUGAUCAGGGCCAGAUUGCUCGGUGCCAGAUACGUGACCGCUCCUGUGCUAACGUAUCUCGACAGCCACUGCGAGUGCACCGAAGGUUGGUUGGAGCCUCUGUUAGAUCGUAUCGCACGCAAUAAAACAACGGUCGUUUGUCCCGUGAUUGACGUCAUCGACGACAACACCCUCGAGUACCAUUACAGGGACUCGUCAUCCGUGAACGUCGGUGGAUUCGAUUGGAACCUACAAUUCAAUUGGCAUCCAGUACCGGCAAGAGAACGAGCGAGACACCAGAACACGGCGGAGCCAGUCUGGUCUCCGACCAUGGCCGGUGGACUCUUCGCAAUCGACAAGGAGUUUUUCGAAAGACUCGGAACAUACGACAGCGGUUUCGACAUAUGGGGUGGUGAAAAUUUAGAGCUGUCGUUUAAAACGUGGAUGUGCGGCGGCACGUUGGAGAUUGUGCCUUGCUCGCACGUCGGUCAUAUAUUCAGGAAGCGUUCGCCUUACAAGUGGCGGACUGGCGUGAAUGUGUUGAAGAAGAAUUCUGUCCGUUUGGCCGAGGUAUGGCUGGACGAUUACGCCAAAUAUUACUACCAGCGUGUAGGAAAUGACAAAGGAGACUAUGGCGACGUAUCUGGUCGUAAAUCAUUGCGUGACAAGCUUGGUUGCAAAUCGUUCGAGUGGUAUCUGAAGAAUAUUUAUCCAGAACUGUUUAUUCCUGGAGAAUCCGUUGCACAUGGAGAGAUCCGCAAUGUGGAGUUCGCAAAGAUAUGUCUGGACUCUCCGACGCGCAAAUCCGAUCAUCAUAAACCAGUCGGACUUUACCCGUGUCACCGGCAGGGUGGAAACCAGUACUGGAUGUAUUCCAAAAAUGGUGAGAUUCGCAGAGACGAAACCUGUCUGGAUUACUCUGGUCACGACGUCGUCCUGUACCCGUGUCACGGCGCCAAAGGCAACCAAUUAUGGUUGUAUGACCCGAACACGAAGUUGCUGAAACACGGCUCGAGCGAGAAAUGCAUGGCUAUAUCGCGCAACAAAGACAAAAUCGUGAUGGAAACUUGCAAAGAAUCCGAGGACCGGCAGAAGUGGACCAUGGAGAACUUCAACGCCGACCGACUAAGCCCAGAACUCGUGGCGGAGUUACAGUAGCCAGAGGCCUAUAAUGAUGUUCUGUUCAUAUAGACUAUUGUGAACGGUCACUUAGUGUUUAAUGAAGAAUUCACUUGUUGUCAAACGCAAUGUAUGCUUCAUAGUGUACUUGGUUAAGUAUGUAUUUAUAUAGGUGUUUCAAUAUGUUUGGUCUCUCGACUGGUGUGCAAUUUUAUUGUGAAAUUUUUAAAAAAUGUUUAUGUCAAUGAUUGUAAAUAUUUAAGGUAAUUAAGGGUUUUUAUUUGAUGAAUAGAUAAUGUGUUAGUUUGUUGUUCGGCCUAAAUACGGACUGAUUUGUUUGAACGUGUUUGAUACGGUUGCCAUUUAAUAUUCAGUUCCUAACAGAAAUGUGACAUGAUUCCGAACGGUGAGUAUUAUGCUAGACGUCUCAAUUCAUCUGAUCGAUGCGGAAAUAUUGCUUCAAGGUCUAACACGAUCCGAUCGGAAAGCUAUCGAGAACGAUAAAGCAAAGCGACUACAAAAAUAAAAAAAAAAUGGAUAGCAGAGCAGGAAAUUGGGUUCAACGAUGCGCUUUACGAGAUCGGCUCUAUAACUGGACUUGUUUAUAUGAGAGAUACACAUACAUUUGUGAAAUAACAUUCAAGUUACGAUUGCUUAUUUUUAUGAUUAACUAGCGACCCGCCCCGGCUUCGCACGGGUGCAAUGCUGACUAUUUAAUGGAUGUUACUAUUAUACAUAUAAACCUUCCUCUUGAAUCACUGUAUCUAUUAAAAAAAACCGCAUCAAAAUCCGUUGCGUAGUUUUAAAGAUUUAAGCACACAUAGGGACAGAGAAAGCGACUUUGUUUUAUACUAUGUAGUGAUUAUAAUGACCCCGAAAUGGCUGAUGUUUGCAUCAUAUGAAUUAAGCAUAUCUGAGAAUUGUGUUUUAUUUUUUUUACGAAUUUUCAAAGUAUUUAAUGUAAAUUAGAAACGUAAUUGUAUUCUAUGAAGUAUUAUAAUACUUGUUAGUAUAUUGCGACUGUACAUAUCUUGGUAUAUCGUUCAUGUGCUUUGAACUUUGAUGGUAUUUAUUAAGAUUACUCGGUAAUGUCGAGUGAUCAGCUUAGCUUGUAAUGUAAUUGUGAUUUUUAUAACAAAACCUAUUAUACUGCCAGCAUUUAAAGGUGUGGGAGUGAAGCGAAAAUACAAUUGAAAUUGUCAAUGAACAUUUUGAUUCAGAAUACGAAAAUCUAGAUAAUUGUAACAAAAAAAUUUGUUUCGUAGAUAUUAGAUAUUUUUUUAUAUAUGGGUGUUGCAUUUUUGUUUAUUCUUGUUUUAUAUAAUUUGAACUCCUGAGAUACCUAUGGGUGAUUGUGUAAAUUUAAAUAAUGUUUAAAUUAGUGGAUGCUGUACACUAAAACAUUAUUUGUGUUUAUUUUUCUUGAAUUGGAAUAUUUUUGAAUAUAUUUUUUUUAAGUAUUUUCUAUAUGCAAAAAUGAGGUCUAUGAAUUAGUCAUUUAUAUUUAGUUAUUGUGGUAUAGUAGACUACAUAACUAUAUAAACAUUCCUUAGUGAUAAUAAUCCUGCAGUUUGUUACUAUUCGAAUCUCGUCUAUUACCUUGUAGCAUUCCUUCAAAGAAUUCCAUUGUUUUUCUAAAAAGAAAUCUUUUAUUUAAUAAUAAUUCUAUGGCGGAAUGUCGCGUUAACUUUAUUUGUUUAUCAUUAUUAGAAAUAGAGAAGUAUGAUAAACAAAAUACACAUAUUACGUAAUGUAAAAAUAAACCAGGACUUGACUCAUCACAUUUUUUUUUAAAUAAUUGAUGAUUUUAAUACAAUUGUUACAUAUCAAAUAAAUUGUUAAUAACAUGUGAACUUUCCGAGUGAAUUUAAAAUAAGCAAUAUACACAAUCUAUUGCCAUUAAAUCACUUUUAAAUAUAAAAAGUAAUUAAGAAAGUCAAAACACUGUAUGUAAUCCAUAUCAAAGUUAAUUCAACGUAAAACAUCUUAAAGUUUAAAAUAGAAUAUCUAGACUGAGUAAAACUAAACUCGUUUUAAUGUGAUUAAAUUUCUUCGUAUCUUGCUGCUAAUUAAAAACUAUUUUGAAACGCUAAACAGUAAGUAAUAUCUUAAUGAAGUAAUGAAUUCAACGCUCAGGUUUUAGUUAUGAAAUUUUAGUUAAUUUUAAAGAUGUUUCGUGUAAAUAUCGAGUUCUGUAUUUAUAGUUAGUUAAUAAAUAUUUCUAGCGUAUUGUUAGGAAGUUAUGAACGUGCCUUAUACUUUUAUGACAUAGGUAAUUAUAUUUGAAUGUUGACACUUCUGUAUAUAGUUUCGAUGUCUCCCUCUGUAUUAUAUUAUAGGAUAUUGAACUCUAAUGUUUAGACUAUGAAGUAGUAUUUGUAAAAUAAAGCAUUAUGUUGGAUUUGUA